Penicillium roqueforti is the source of this 1581-nucleotide messenger RNA. It is a transcript of the gene capA, whose product is annotated as adenylate cyclase-binding protein. Gene Ontology annotation, molecular function: actin binding; adenylate cyclase binding. The record is from RefSeq and is a predicted model, not a curated record. NCBI's taxonomy places the organism in Eukaryota, Fungi, Ascomycota, Eurotiomycetes, Eurotiales, Aspergillaceae. Bases 1 to 1581 code for a protein of 526 amino acids. Gene Ontology annotation, cellular component: cytoplasm. Gene Ontology annotation, biological process: regulation of adenylate cyclase activity; cytoskeleton organization. The transcript is spliced from 4 exons.
AUGGCGUCCGGCGGCCAUAUGCAUAAUUUCACCACCCUCAUCAAGCGGCUCGAGGCAGCGACCUCACGCUUGGAGGAUAUGGCGAUGUCAUACGAUGACUCUAGCGCGCCAAAGUCUUUGACCGGUUCACCUUCUUCUACGCCCGCUAUUCCACAACCCCCUAAGCCGUCCCCUCCUCCGCCCGCUGCCCCUGUGGCCGCCCCCGUCCCGCCGCAGAUUGAGGACUUCGAUGCGUUGAUCAAGGGUGAUGUUCAGAAAUUUGUCAACCUAGGAGAGAAGAUCGGCGGUCUGGUUGCUGAGCAAUCCAAAGCUGUCCUUCGGGCCUUCCAAGCUGAACGUACCUAUCUUUAUGUUGUUACAAAAGCCAAGAAACCCGAUACUCAGCCUCCGGAGUUAAUGACAGAUCUGCACAAAGCAUCCGAUAGCAUUAACAACAUUCGCGAAUCAAACAGAGCCUCGCCGCUAUUCAACCACCUAAGCGCUGUUGCGGAGGGUAUUGUUGCGCUCGCUUGGUUCUUCGAAAGCAAGCCUGCGGAGUUUGUCACGGACAUGAUCGGUGGCAUUGAAUACUACGGAAAUAAGGUUCUGAAGGAGUACAAGGACAAGGACCAGGUACACGUCGAAUAUAUCAAAGCCUACUAUCAAAACUUCAAGGCUCUUGCGGAGUACCUCAAGAAACACUACCCCAAGGGUCUGACAUGGAACAAUGAGACGGGCAUUGAUGCCAUGGAAGCUUUGAGGCAGGUCAAGGCCGGACCUGCUGCGGUCAGUGGCGGUGCCCUUCCUCCCCCUCCCCCUCCUCCCCCUGUCCCAUCCCUCAACUUCCCCGGUGGCGGCGCUCCUCCCCCACCUCCGCCUCCUGGUAUUCCUCCUGCUCCGGCCCCUGCGGCACCAGCAGCAGACAUGGGCGCUGUCUUCGACCAACUCAACCAGGGCGAGGGUAUCACCUCUAGCCUCCGCAAGGUCGACAAAUCGGAGAUGACGCACAAGAACCCCAACCUGCGCGCCGGAUCCAUCGUCCCUGAGGGCAGUUCCGUGCGGGGCAAGUCCCCAGCACCCAGCAAAAAACCGAAGCCCGAAAACAUGCGCGCGCGCAAGCCGCCCCGCAGGGAACUCGAGGGCAGCAAGUGGCUCAUCGAGAAUUUUGAUGCCCCUGGCGAGAUCAUCGAGGUCUCUGCGCAACAGAACCAGUCCAUCCUCAUCAGUCGCUGCAACAAAACCAUCAUCAAGGUCUCUAACAAAGCUAACGCUAUUGCCAUCGACAACUGCGUUGGUCUCUCCCUUAUCGUCGACUCUCUCGUCAGCAGUCUUGAUAUCAUCAAGUGCCCCAAGUUCGCUGUGCAGAUCGACGGCACGGUCCCCACUUUGCUGAUGGAUCAGGUUGAUGGUGCUACCGUUUACCUUAGCCAAGAGAGUCUCAACACUGAGAUCUUUACUAGCAAAUGUUCCGCUAUUAACAUCACCCUUCCGCCGCCGGAGGGCACCGAUGAAGAUACCAAGGAGUGCCCUCUGCCAGAGCAGUUCAAGAGCUACCUCAAGGACGGCGUGCUGGUGAGCGAGAUCGUGGAGCAUGCUGGUUAA